AUGUUCAAUUCAGCCUAAAAAAGAGCCCCACCUUAACUCUUAGUAACUCCAAGAUAUAGAACUACUCAAUCCGAAUACAAUAAUCCGAAUUCAGAGAGGUUAUUUGAAAAGGCUAAAGAAAACUCAUUCAAUUAACUGAAAGUUCUUCAAUAGAUUGGUUAUGGGAAAUUCAGUAAAGUGAUGCUAGCUAUGUUAAAUGGAGAAAAAUUUGCAUUGAAGAUAAUAAAUAAAGGUUGCACAAUCAAGACUCAGACCUAAUAGCACUUAUAAAGAGAAAUCCAAAUAAUGAAGUAGCUCAAUCAUCCGAAUAUUGUUAAAUUAUUUAAAGAGUUUUCAGACGAGAAGAAUGUUUACUUGCUCUUAGAAUAUUGCAAUUAAGGUUCACUUUUUAAUUAAAAAUUUGAUUAAACGCAAAUAAAACAAAUUAUUAAGGAAGUUCUACUCGCAUUAAAAUAUCUGCACAGUCAAGGAAUUAUGCAUAGAGAUAUUAAGCCAGAAAAUAUCUACUUACAUAACAAUCAUGUAAAAUUAGGAGAUUUUGGGAUUGCCUAGUACAUAAAGAAGCAGAGUAAAUCCUUCUGCGGAACCUUAGAUUAUAUGGCACCAGAAGUUAUAAAUUAGAAUUUUUAUGAUAAUCGCAUAGAUAUUUGGUCUGUUGGGAUUUUGACAUACGAAUUAAGUAAUCUUGAGCCUCCAAUCAAAGAUAGAGAUUAAAAGCUAUAAAUGAGACGAAUAAUUUCAGAGGAAGUAUAAUAUCCGAGACAUUUUGACCAGAAACUUAAAAAUUUUAUAUCUAAAUGUUUGAAAAAAAGGAGUGAUGAGAGAGCAACAAUAGAUGAGUUGUUAAAUGAUGAAUAUAUUCAUUCUUGA
Messenger RNA from Paramecium tetraurelia, 870 nucleotides. RefSeq lists its product as uncharacterized. Lineage: Eukaryota; Ciliophora; Oligohymenophorea; Peniculida; Parameciidae. The record is from RefSeq and is a predicted model, not a curated record. The transcript has 3 exons. Gene Ontology annotation, molecular function: ATP binding; protein kinase activity. Gene Ontology annotation, cellular component: chromosome passenger complex; spindle microtubule; spindle midzone. Gene Ontology annotation, biological process: regulation of cytokinesis; mitotic spindle organization; protein phosphorylation.